Messenger RNA from Annulohypoxylon maeteangense, 1942 nucleotides. RefSeq lists its product as uncharacterized. Gene Ontology annotation, biological process: mitotic spindle elongation; vesicle-mediated transport. The transcript has a single exon. The record is from RefSeq and is a predicted model, not a curated record. NCBI's taxonomy places the organism in Eukaryota, Fungi, Ascomycota, Sordariomycetes, Xylariales, Hypoxylaceae. Gene Ontology annotation, cellular component: Golgi membrane. Bases 417 to 1652 code for a protein of 411 amino acids.
AUCUGGCCAAACGUUAAUAUGUGGAUAGGUAGCAACAUUGCGUCCCUGACACCUUGCGAUCCCAGCGAUCCGCUACCUACUAAGACCUCCUAACAGUCGAACUCUAACUUCCAACUUCCCAACCUUAAGUUUACAUGUGUCAACUUCCUUAGGUGAUUUCAUCAUUAUCAUCAUCAUCUUUGUACUUGUACCCUAUCGGCAAAUAUGGACAUAUAGUGUUUGUUGCAAGCAAUUAACACUAGGUACCUACUGUCGAUAUCGAAACUCGAUCCGAGUAAUCCCGUCUGCCUUGUCCCUCCAACUAGCGUAGAGCUUCACAACGUGCACCGAUGACCCGUUAGACCAACGAACCUUCAACAACACGGAAAUUUAAAAAGAGAAACCUCAGACCGCGCCUCACCGCACGUCCCGUCAAAAUGCCACCCGAUCCUCUCUCCGAGGCCCGAGUGCCAAUGCUAUCGACCUCACUCUCACCCACGCCGUCUCCCCUGCCGUCCCCAUCCCCCUCACCACGCCCUCACUCCCCCCGAACAGACGCCCCCGUGCCCCCAUGGGUCCGUCAAAGCCCCCAGCGUCCAACCUCCGGAACCUCCAACCACCGCCGUCUCUCAACCCCGUACUCCCGCUCCGCCGCCGCCGCCGACGACUCCCACGCGCCGCUAGGCCAGCGUGUAAUGCGCACAGGCCUCUCCAUCGCCAACAAGAUGCUCAAGCUCUUCUACACGCUCACCCCGCUGCAGCGCGUCCUCGCCGUGCUAGCCCUACUCGCCGUAAACGUCCUCCUGAUCCUCGGCAUGGUGUACUCCCACCGCAUCUUCAAGGCCCUGGGGCCCGUCGCCCAGAGCUGGCGCGCGUUGCCGGGCGGCUGGGUCAUUGUUUUCCUGAUGACGUGUCUGAGCGCUUUCCCGCCUAUGAUCGGGUACAGCACCUGUGUCACCAUCGCGGGCUUCGUGUACGGAUUCCCCGGGGGCUGGCCGAUUGUCGCGGGGGCGACGGUGGUGGGUUCGCUGGCUGCGUUUGUGACGAGUCGGACUGUGUUCUCGGGAUACGUGCACUCGCUGGUCGGCGCGGAUAAGCGGUUCGUGGCGCUGGGACAGGUGCUGCGACGGGAUGGGCUGCUGGUACUUGCUGCUAUACGCUUCUGUCCCCUGCCGUUUAGUCUUAGUAAUGGCUUCCUCGCUACUAUUUCCACUAUCUCGCCGCUGCGCUUUGCGCUUGCUACUGCGAUGGCGACCCCGAAGUUGUGCGUUCAUGUGUUUAUUGGGAGUCGGCUAGCGUUGCUUGCUGAGAGUGGUGAUGAGAUGAGCGUGGGGGAUAAGGUGGUGAAUUACCUGAGCAUGCUGGUUGGUUCCGUUGUCGGCAUUGCGCUUAGCUUAUUUAUAUACCGCCGCACGAUGGCGCGGGCGAAAGAACUUGCGCGUGAGGAGGGUAUUGAGAGCGGUGUUCCUAUCGACGGCGACGUCGAUUUAAGCUACGAGGACCUAGAGGAGGGUGUGCUAGGCGGAAGACAGCAGCGGCCCGGCGAAGCGGAUGAGGCGGCGCUGAUGGACGACGACGACAUCUCGUUAUGGGAGACGGAGGGUCUCGAGUCUGGGUACCGAGACGAGGAUACCGACGGUAUCGAGAACGGGAACGGAAAGCAGAAACAUUGAGAGCCGAAGAUUGGGGAAAGGAAGGGUGCGUAGAUAAAAUCAUUGUAAUCUGGAAGUUCUCGACGGGUUUCGUGUACGGAGUAGUAGGGCAAACGGUAUGUAUGUUUGGCGUUUUGGCGAGGUAAAGAGAGCAUAAGACACGGCCAGCUCACAAUUUCUUGCAUUUCUGGAACGGGGAUUUGGUUGGUUUUGGUAUUGGGAUGUGGAAUCGGAGUGUACGGACAUACAAGAUCACAUCAUAGUUAGACAGGACGGUACAGCUAGGCCGGGGGAAGGGUUGAUUUAAAACA